Nilaparvata lugens (brown planthopper) is the source of this 1914-nucleotide messenger RNA. It is a transcript of the gene gdl, whose product is annotated as protein DGCR6. The transcript has 4 exons. Lineage: Eukaryota; Metazoa; Arthropoda; Insecta; Hemiptera; Delphacidae. Bases 453 to 1010 code for a protein of 185 amino acids. The record is from RefSeq and is a predicted model, not a curated record.
ACAAACAGCUGUUUUGAGAUCAAUGGGACAAUGGUCGCUUUUUGUUUGUUCCUCCUUGACUCCUUGUCAACAUGUCAACAACUGUCUAGUCUGCUUGUGUACUUGUGUAAACAGUGAAUUUAAAUUUGCGUUUGUCAAUAAUAAUAAAUUAUUAAUUCUUUAAUAAGUUUAGGUUUACCGUAUGUGGAAUUUAUAAUAUAUUCUUGUUUCAGACAUUCAGACUAGUUAUAAUAUUGUAAUCUAUAUUUAUUGACAUAGAAUUGUGAUUUUGACUCAGAACUGACUCCUUUGGAAUAACCUACUAGAUAAUUUAUUUAACUUCUCUGUAAUGUUUCCUGUUCCGAUUUCCUCCAACUUUAAUAUAAUUUCAAGUUAAAACGUUUUUAAACACUUAUUAUCCCAGUUUGUGUUUCUAGUGUUGUGGUUAUGCUCAAUUACAGCCGUAACGAUUGAUGUCAGAUGAUAACAACAUGCCUCCCUUCUGUAAAGAUUUUAAUUCCUUCCAAAAAGAUGAAGCUUAUCAAAGAAAGCUGUACUUCUUGAAUGAACAACUACAAAUAAUGGUUCGAGAACUACCACUGAGAUACCAGCAGCGUAUUCCAAAUGAACUAUUGUGCAGUUUGGCGGAAUCAUUGGCUGACAACACAGUAUUCGGAAUCGUCGACAGUUUGAUGGAUAUCCAACACGUCACCGAAAAACAAUUAUUUCAACAGCGAUUGCAAUUCACUGCAAACCAGUCAAGUGCAAUGCAAACAUUAAUGAAUCAAAAUUUUACGGACUCUGAAAAAGAAGCACAACGAGCGGCGUUGGAAAAGAAACAUAGGGAAGAAUUGAAAGAAUAUGAUAAGAAAGUAAUUCUCGAACUGGAUAGAAAGGUGCAUGAUCAGCAAAGGAUCUUAGAUAUGGCUGGAGUCCCAGGAUUCGAUGUCACUGAUGAUCCGACAAAAAUUCAAGUACAAAUCAGGCUGUUGGACUUCAUUCUUCGACUCAGUCAAAUGGACAUCUCAUGACAAAGUACUUCUUAAAGACAAUGUACAGUUCGCAAAUAGUUGAUUAGUGAAUUUAUAUUUCUACUGAAUUUACACUUUUUCUACUCAUAAAUUAUUCCAAUUAUGUCAAGGUUUGUAUACCUGUAACCCAUGUUCAAUUUGUAAUUUUCAUAUGAUUGUUUUCUCAUUUUCCCUUACCUGUACUGUGGUUGAACUCAUAAAUGAAUGUUCAAUCAUCGUCUACAUUUAGAUUAUGGAAUCAAAAAAUAAAUGUGAUAAAAAAUGUUUUAUUUGUUGGUAAAAUAACUCCAAUUGCCGUUUCCACACACUCACCGAUUUUGCGCCGACACACUCCGAUACGAUAUUUUCCCGAUGUCAUGGGGGUUGGAAUGAAACAGCGAUGUCAUGCACUAGGUACCUCCGUAAACAAAGCCGUAGUGCAUUCGUGUGACGUCAGCACAGGUAGGGCUCCUACACCAAUAGAAACACUAGCUGAUAUAGAUCAGCUGAAAUCAACGAAUUUUUAUUGGUGUAGGAGACCUACCUGUGCAGACGUCACACGAAUGCACUACGGCUUUGUUUACGGAGGUAGUGUGUCAGGCGGUAAACAGAUAUCGUGUCGUUGAGAAUAUAGCUCCCAACUGAUGUCGGCCGAUACUUAUCGUCUGACAUCGCUCUGUCAUCCACAGUUUUGAAGAUAAUUUUGUCAGUUGGGGUUAGUUAGCGUACUAUUUGUUUUCCGUUAACAAGUUACAAGUUGUAAUGGACAAGUAAAAGUUAUGGAAAACAUAACAUAGCCUACAUCUUAUGGAAAACAAAUAUUACAUUUUGACUAUCAUAGAAUUUAUAAUAGUUAGAGCCCUGUCUUUGUGGUAAGAUGUAUAGGGUUAUCCAGUGAAACUGGAAGAUUUGAAUAAGUAAGUAA